AUGAAGUGCAUAGCAAAGAUUCAGAGCGACAUGUCAAUCGACUGGCCGAGCUUUCAUGUCUGUCAAUUCUCAUCAGCAGUUGCAUCAAGCGGAUAUACCAUCUGGCUCUUCAUUGCAAGUGAUGUCCAGACCAUUCUCCUCCCAAGCACCAUCUUUGGCAUUACCAACGCUCUUGCCACUCUGGACUUCCGUGAUGUACAGUCUCAGCCUCCCGCAUACCUAAAUACGGUCUAUCGAAUACCUCUGAUCAUUGGCUGGGUCGGGAUCAAUCUUCUUCCCCUGACGAUGAACAACCAGCGCAGUCCUUCGUCCAUCGCCGAAGACAGCCUCAAUAAGCCCUGGCGGCCGCUUCCAAGCAAGCGUCUCUCUGGAUCCCAGGCAAAACGCCUGAUGUUCGGCUUCUACGCCCUUGCGGUGGUUUACAGCCUUUUUUACAGCGGCGGACACCGACAAUGUCUCGGUCUCAUCAUCCUAAGCACCUGCUACAACAGCUUCGGGGCGGGUGAUCACAACCCUGUGAUCCGAAAUAUCAUCAACGCGUUGGGAUACUUCUGUUUCAACUCGGGGGCUGUAGAGGUAGCGGUUGGUUCUGGGUCUGCUGUAUUUACAGAGUCCCCCGAAGCCAGACAGUACUCGCUGAGACUCUGGAUCAUGGUCAUCACGGCGAUUAUCCUGACGACCAUGCACGUGCAGGACAUGUGCGAUCAGGAAGGCGACGCGAAGAGGGGCCGUCGAACGCUUCCCCUCGUGAUUGGGGAUGCUGCGGCGCGAUGGAGCAUUGCACUUCCGAUGCCUGUUUGGGGGUCAUAUGUCCGGUUCUGGCGGGAUCUGGUCCCCUUGCUACUGGCCUCAGCGUCGUGUUGGCAUCUGCUGUCGCUAUUAGGAUGCUCAUGUGGCGGGAUACAGCCAAUGAUCGGAUGA
This is a messenger RNA of Aspergillus novofumigatus IBT 16806, 921 nucleotides long. RefSeq names its product UbiA family prenyltransferase. Bases 1 to 921 code for a protein of 306 amino acids. Gene Ontology annotation, molecular function: transferase activity, transferring alkyl or aryl (other than methyl) groups. Lineage: Eukaryota; Fungi; Ascomycota; Eurotiomycetes; Eurotiales; Aspergillaceae. Gene Ontology annotation, cellular component: membrane. The record is from RefSeq and is a predicted model, not a curated record. The transcript is spliced from 2 exons.